Messenger RNA from Daphnia pulex (common water flea), 663 nucleotides. Its product is annotated as nischarin-like. The coding region runs from base 1 to 663 and encodes 220 amino acids. The record is from RefSeq and is a predicted model, not a curated record. Lineage: Eukaryota; Metazoa; Arthropoda; Branchiopoda; Diplostraca; Daphniidae. The transcript has 2 exons.
AUGAGGCAUUUACCGUUCACCGUAGGAUCAUCGUUGGUAGAAGUUUGGCACAAUGGCCGGACACGGCCAGGCGCUCCAGAGUCAUCGUGCGUUGAAGCCAUUCGUCUUACGUUGGCCGGCCAAGGGUUGAGCAGCGAGAGUUGUAACCAGACUGCAAGUUGGAUGGGAUUCCAAUUUCUUCCAUCUCGCCUUUCCAUCAUCAUCGACAUCCGGUAUGAUAUUCCAUUAAUUACUGUGCAUGUGUUUUGUUUUCGUCCGUGUGAUUUUGCUGCUGCAGGAGGACAUGGUCGAGCUCCCGAAGCAUCUCCUGGAAAUGCUGCUGCUGCAGCUCCUGGAAUUGCUUCUGCUGCAGGACGUGGACGAGCUCCCGAAGCAGCUCCUGUAAAUGCUGCUGCUGCAGCUCCUGUAUUUGCUGCUGCUACAGAACGUGAUCAGGCGCCCAAUGCAGCUCCUGGAAUUGCUGCUGCAGGAGAACGUGGUCAAGCUCUCAAUGCAGCUCCUGGAAAUGCUGCAGCUCCAGGAAUUGCUCCUGCUACAGGAGGACGUGGUCGAGCUCCCAAUGCAGCUCCUGCAAAUGCUGCAGCACCUGGAAUUGCUGCUGCUGCAGGACGUGGAAGAGCUCCCAAUGCAGAUCCUGUAAAUGCUGCUGCUGCAGCUCAUUGA